AUGAGUAAUAAUAAUCGGAAACCCUAAUCAUCGAAGGAUCUAAGAAAUAAAGGCAAUUCUGGAUUGAAUCGUAAGAAUGAUAUUCCUCAAAAAAGAAUAUAAUCUGCAAUUUAAUCAGUAUUAAAUUAUAUAAUUUAGGUUGAUAAAUCGCUUGACCCAAGUGGAAAUCUCGUAGAACAACUCAACAAUAUAGUUUAGGAUUAUUUAUUAAGAUCUAAUUGUAUUAAAACAUUGGAACAAUUCAAAAUAGAAUCAUAAUUUGCAAAUGAACAAAGUAAUGAAACCGAACAUAUUAUUUUGGGGCAUUUUGAUAGAGGAGAAAGAGAUAAGUUUUUUGAAUCAUGGAGUCGCUACAUUCCAAUAUCACAGCGACAAGACCACGAUUCAUGGAAAUUAGAAUUCUAUAUAUAGAUCUAUUUCUUUAUCUAUCCUAUUCAUCCAGUUUUCAAAAAGAAAGGCUAAAUAGAUAAAUACUCAAUCUAUUAACUCAAAAAUUAUCUAGACAAUAAAGGAGAAGACUUAUCAAAAACAAACGAAGUUCUUCCCUUCUAUGCAUUACCAUAUGUGAAAAAUCCAGAAACUCAUUAAUCCUUCUAGCAUCUAUUUACACAUGAAUGGAUAUCUGAUCUAAGAAUGAAAUUAAAGGAAUUCAUCCAAUCCAUCUAUGGAUCUGAUCAACAUGGUAGUAUUUUGAAAAGAUUGGUUCUAUCUAAAGAAGGAUCUGUAAAUAAUCGGCAAUAAGAUAAUCAAAAAAGAAUUGCAGAAAUGAAGUAAUUGCAAUAAGAAAAUACGGAACUCAAAAAGAAGAAUAACCAAUAGAUUUAAGCAUUGCAAGAAUUAAAUCAUCUAGCAUAGAAAAAUUUAACUGAAACCUAAUAAAAAUGGGUAUAAUUUACAGGAGAAUUGUUGAAAACACAAAAAGAAAUGUUGAAAUACAUAGAGAGCAAUAGCAAGAUACCAGAAUAAAUACAAAAAUUCAAAAAAAAGAUUGCAUCUUGUGAUAAAUUCCUAGGUUAGAAUUUUGAGGAUUUAGUGAUUAGAUCAGAAGACAUUUCGCUGUUUAAUAACCUUACCUAACCAGAUCAUGAUUUAUCUGAAAUUACAAAUUAGCAAUGUAUGCUGUGGUUAUAAUACUAUUUAUAGAAAUGAAUCCAGUUUAACAAUCUAUAGAAGAGUAUAUUCCUUUAAACUAUGAAAAAAUAAUUUUGUUGUUCACAAAGUCGCAAAAUUCAGUAUUGAUUGCCACUGUAUUAUAAGCAUUGAGAUGGAGAAUCACGAGGGCUAGAAGUGCUUUGGAAAGAAGAGCAGUGGUGGUUGCCUACUAAACUCAUGAUUUGAUAGGAACUCAUUAAAGAAAUAUUAUUUUAGCUUAGCAUUUAAUGUUUAAAGCUGCUCCUGUAAUUUAAUGUUAAACAUUAAAAUUAAUGAAUGCUUUGGCUUCAGAUUACAAUGGUAGGACUUAUUUAACUUCGAAUUCUUAACUAAUAAAACUAUUAAUUGAAUUAGUAAAAAAAGAUUAGACUGAUUCAAUAAAAAGAAAAAAUGCAAUUGGAACUUUACAGAAAUUGUCAUUACGCAAAUAAAGCUAGAUAUGGAUGCUUGAUAGCGAUAUCAUCUAUGUAGCAUUAACAAUAUUACAAAGAGUAUUAUCAAUAACUAUAUAAACAAUAGGAAAAAUUUAUACUUAGUGAAUACACCUAUGAAUACAUAACAGCAUUGAUAAUGAAUUUAUCAUUAAGCACAAGGGGUCGUGAUGCAUUGUCCAUGAAUAAAGAGCUCGCAUUUGAAGUGCUGUUUGAAUUAAUAGAAUAUCCUAAUGAUCAGAUUAGGACCUUUACAAAUGGGACAUUUUAUUCAAUGUUCAGUAGAAGAGAUCUUAGAGAUUAUGCAUAUUAAUUAAAUAUCCCUCAAGAAUUACCAAAGUUAUUGACUGUCAGUGAAGAGAAGUUCAAGAAAUAAAUACAAUACAUGAUUGAGUAAUUAGAAAGCAAUGAGGAUGAUUAUGAUGAAUCUUAAAUGGAAGAGGAUAAUGAUGUAGAUGAUUUGGAAGAUGAGGAAGAAUGUCCAGUUGAUGAUGAAGAUGAAGAUGAUUUGGACAAUAAUGAUAUGGUUGUUGGAGAGGAAUUAUUAAAGAACGAAUUUGCUUUAGAUAAUGAAUAAGCAGGAUAACAAAGACAAUUGAUGGAGUCUAUUAUGCAAAAGGAACUGUAAUAGAGAAGCAUCUAUCAAGAGUAAAUGAGGGAUUCUCAAAUUGAAAAAAUGCCAGUGGGAUGUAAAGAUUAUUUCUUAUCAUUCAAUUUAGAGGGUCCAUUCAUUGUUGAUAGUCUAGCAUCAGUUAAUGUUAAUCAAAAGCAAGUGUAAUCACAGGCCUAGGCAUUCGUAUCGAGACCAAAAAUACCUAGAACUCCUCCCAUCUAGUAAUACAAUUAUUAAUAUUAACAUUGA
Messenger RNA from Paramecium octaurelia, 2445 nucleotides. The record is from the annotation of a GenBank genome assembly. Lineage: Eukaryota; Ciliophora; Oligohymenophorea; Peniculida; Parameciidae.